UAAACUGUUGCGCUAUUUCUUUUGAAUGCAAUAGGUAGUAGUAAUCAAUUAAAUACCAGUCUAAUGGCGCCAAUGGCUAAGUGUGUUGUUUUCAGUAGGUGAUCAUCCAACUGAGACAAAUUCUAUAUAAACUAGGCGUGUGUUUCCAGCAAUCUUGAGAAUAUACGAUGGCAGAGAGACCUGAGGAUCUCAAUUUGCCAAAUGCUGUUGUUGCCAGAAUCAUCAAAGAUGCUAUUCCUGAAGGAGUGAAUGUAUCAAAAGAAGCAAGACUUGCCAUAUCAAAGGCAGCAAGUGUGUUCAUUUUAUACGCCACAUCCUGCUCCAACAACUUUGCGAUGAAAGGCAAGAGAAAAACAAUCUCAGCCCAAGACGUGAUCUCUGCGAUGGAGGAUAUGGAGUUUGAACAGUUCUGUGACCCUCUCAAAACCUGUCUAGAAGCUUACAGAAGUGAGCAGAAAGGCAAGCGUGACAAGAAGAAGGAGAGAGAUCAGAACGUGUCUGGAGACGCCAGCAUCACCGACUCCGCUACUGGAGACACCCAGACGAAUGGCACCGCUGUGCUGGUCAGCGACGAAGACAGCGAGGGCUGCGAUGUCGUGACGGAGCCGAGGGAAGGAGAAGACUUUAUUAUCACGGUGAACGGAGAGUUCGACAAUGACGAUGAUGAAAACAGUGUAGAGGAGAUAGAGGACGGGGAGGAUGCCGUUUGAUAUCCUUCAAUAUUGUUAUUAUUGUUAUUUUCUCUUUUUUGUAAAUAUAAAUGUGAUUAUUUUAAAUACA
Messenger RNA from Gigantopelta aegis, 780 nucleotides. Its product is annotated as DNA polymerase epsilon subunit 3-like. The coding region runs from base 168 to 710 and encodes 180 amino acids. Gene Ontology annotation, molecular function: chromatin DNA binding; protein heterodimerization activity. The record is from RefSeq and is a predicted model, not a curated record. Gene Ontology annotation, biological process: leading strand elongation; DNA damage response; heterochromatin formation. NCBI's taxonomy places the organism in Eukaryota, Metazoa, Mollusca, Gastropoda, Neomphalida, Peltospiridae. Gene Ontology annotation, cellular component: CHRAC; epsilon DNA polymerase complex. The transcript has 5 exons.